This is a messenger RNA of Rosa chinensis, 1017 nucleotides long. RefSeq lists its product as uncharacterized. NCBI's taxonomy places the organism in Eukaryota, Viridiplantae, Streptophyta, Magnoliopsida, Rosales, Rosaceae. The record is from RefSeq and is a predicted model, not a curated record. Bases 1 to 1017 code for a protein of 338 amino acids. The transcript has a single exon.
AUGGAAAUCCCAGAUGAUCACUUUCCCUAUGUUAAUAUUAGUGCACCCACCAGUCCUGGUAUAUGCAGCCCUCACAAUAACCUCUACUUCUACAGUGUUCCGAGUAGUCCUACCAGAGAAACCUCAACUGGUACUAGUCCAUUAAUUGGUUACCAAACUGAUCUAAAUGAGUGCCCUACACCAAUGUCAUACCACGACGCCAAUGCCUAUCUCGAUGACUUUGAGUUUGAAACCGGUCUAAAUUUUAGUCUUGAUGUUGGUGAUCAAAGUCUGGUCCAAUCGGGCCCGUUUGGUCAUGAUAGAAAGCCAAGGCAGCGCGGGGAUUCACUUCCGAUCAGCAUGGCAUUUGCAGAUGAGCUUUUCUGUGAUGGGAAAGUCAUGCCGCUUGCCCCUCCACUCAAGCUUCCACCGCGGCUUCAGAGGAACAGAAAUGAAAAGCUGGCAAGCCAAGCAGAAACUGGUGCGUCUGUCCCGGGGUCUCCGAGUAAUUUCGUGCUUAAAUUGCCAUUUGGAUAUAAGAGGUUGUGGAAUGAUGAUUUUGAUCCAUUCAUGGCGGCAUUGAAAAAUGUCAAGGAGGAAAAGAAGAAGAAAGCUUCAGCUGCUACGCCCUCAUAUGCUACAAACAAUCAGACUACGAAUGAGCCUGGGGACGAAGACGCAACAACUUCUGCGCCUGCGCCUGAACCGAUAUCGAGAGAAAUGGGUGGACAAAUUGUUCCAAAGAGGCAACUGACUCAGCCGAAAGGAGUCGAGUUUGCAAGGCAAGUCAGACUUAUUCAAAUGGGCCAGAUGAGUAAGUUGGACAAGUUAGGGAAGCAAAGUGAAAGAGAUGAGAAAGCAGAAUCAAUGAGGAAGAAGCCAACAUUUCUAAGGAGACUAAGCUUUAAGUCUGGCAGAGCAGCUCAUUGUGAGGAGAAAAGGGUAUCUCAUUCCCGUCCUCAUUCUCAACUAAGCAAGAUGGCAUUGAUGAACUACAAGCCCAGAGGGUUACUUUGCUUGGGUUAUAAGACAAGCUAG